AUGACUGGGCGAGACUAUUCGGUAGCGACUGGCCUUGACGUACGCCUCGCCGCGCGAAACGGAAAACAUACGGGGCCGACGUCGGGCCUUGCCCCCGGAUUCUUACAAGCCAACAUGCUGGUCCUUCCAGUCGAGUACGCCGACGAUUUCAGAAGACUCUGUGCGCGCAACCCGGUGGCAUGUCCCCUGAUUGCCGAGUCCUCCAACGCGGGCCGUUUUGACAGCAUCACGGGCUGCUCGCCAAACUUGACCACGGCAGGCGGCUGCGACCUGCGGACCGACAUUCCGGCGUACAUGGUCUACCGCGACGCGGUGCUGGUCAAGUCGCACUGCCGGGACAUUCUCGAGGAGUGGACGGCCAGCCACGUUGCCUUUCUGAUUGGGUGCUCGUACAGCUUCGAGACGGCGCUGGCGGCGGCGGGCCUGCCGGCGCGGCACGUCGCGACGGGGCGGCGGCGCAACGUGCCCAUGUACCGGACGACGAGGGCGCUAUGCCCGGCAGGGGUGUUUACGGGGGCCACGUACGUGGUGUCGAUGCGGCCGUAUCGCAAGAGGGACGUGGACAGGGUCAGGGCGGUGACGAGGCGGUUCGGCAAGACGCACGGCGAGCCGCUGGCGUGGGGUUGGGCGGCGCUGGAGGAGCUGGGGAUUCGGGACGUUGAUGCGCCGGAAUGGGGCGAUGCACCGUUGACGGAGGAUGGGAGGCCGUGGGGGGAGAUGAGAGGACGUGAAAAGCAGGAGAAGGAGGAGGGGGAGGAGGAGGAGGAGGAGGAUGGUGAGGUGCCAGUGUUUUGGGGAUGUGGCGUGACGCCGCAAGAGGCUGUGAUGAGAGCUGGACUGAAGGGGGUGGUGAUGGCGCAUGCGCCGGGGCAUAUGCUGGUGCUGGAUGCGAGAGAUGAGGAUAUUGUGAGCUAA
Molecule: messenger RNA, 915 nt
Organism: Beauveria bassiana ARSEF 2860
Lineage: Eukaryota; Fungi; Ascomycota; Sordariomycetes; Hypocreales; Cordycipitaceae
Product: DUF1445 domain-containing protein
Exons: 1
Coding region: 1-915 (304 amino acids)
Biological process (GO): glutamate metabolic process
Molecular function (GO): D-glutamate cyclase activity
Source: RefSeq, a predicted model, not a curated record